UUGGAAGAAUGGUGUUUAAAAAAUAUCAAAAGAAAAAAAGCGGAGGGGAAAGAAAGCAGCAGUUACGCUCCUGGUCAUGACGCGGUCAGUGAUGCCGUAGCCAAGGCGACCACAGCAGCAGACAACCGACACUCCAACCAUCAGACAACAAAUAUACAAAUUUUGUCGGAGUGUAUUACUCCAAUUUUUUCUCCUCUUUGGUGCCUUCACCGUCUGUGCAGUUCUGUGGAGCGACAGGUACGGUUUUCCUUCCUCGCAAAAAAACCAUCUCGAGCACGCAAUAGGAUACGUUCGGUCGCGCAAGUGCGUCCGGGCGUUGUGGUUGAAAGUUCACGCCAUUCAUGAAGACAGAUUCAUCUCUUCAGAAGCAGGGAGGUUGUGGUGGUGGUGAUACGGUGGGUGCAGAGGGAAGUCUAGCAUCAAUUGCCAUGACUACGACAGGAGCCCAGUAUGCCCUCACAGCAUCCACCGGAGCUAACGGCAGUGGGGGUAAUUCUACUACAGUAGGGGUGGAGCCUAAACCAAGCGUUGUUGUCGUGACUACUUCCAGUUCUAGUGGUGGUGCUAAUGUAGCUCAAACUCAAUCUACCAGAGGCCAACAGCUUAUCACUGUAGUUACUAGUCCUGAUCCUUCAAGUCCAAGUAAUUUACAGCCAAUUCAGUUGUUGGUUCAGGAUCAACUUGAAACAGCUGCAGAUUCUUCCAAUGGCUCAACAGGUACCCCAGCACAUGUUACAGCACAAGUAGUGGUCAAUACUACUCACUCUGGUCAGCAUACAUUUGUUGAUAGUGACGCUGCAUCCACAUCUGCUGGCACUAUUGUUAGUGGUUCUCCUCAUUAUAUAACAGUUACAGACACCAGUGAUUCACCAUCCUACGCAUCCCUCACAACGACAGUAGUAUCUGGGGAAGCAGAAGCAGUGGGGUCCGAAUCAGUGUCCCAUCCAACCUAUGUUCAAUAUGUUGAAGGGGAUGGUUCUACGUAUAUACCGGCGAAUAGUCAGAUGACAUAUCCAGUAUAUGCCGUAGGAGAGGCUGGUGCAAUGUAUACACCUGCCUCAAGUCAAUAUUAUACUCCAGCCUCAACACCAGUAACAUAUGCACAGGUUACAGCACAAGGAUCAAAUACUACUACUGGACAGUUAUUAUCUCAGGGCAAUGGCACUUACUUAAUCCAGCAAAGUGUUGUAGAUGGUGAUCCAACAACACAUACACUCAUAUCUGCUGCAGCUGCUGCUGCUCGAGCUAGUCCACAAACUGAAAAUGCGGAGGCUGUGGUUAGCGGGGGUGGCGGGGCAUACUUGAUCACUGGUAAUUCAGGAAGUGCUGCUGUUACCGUGGAAGAAGCAGCAGCUGCAGCAGCAAAUAUGACGCAUGCCACUAGGGUCUCUCAAGCCACAGUACAUUGGUUAUUGGAGAAUUAUGAAACUGCAGAUGGUGUCUCUCUUCCAAGAUCUACACUUUAUAAUCAUUAUUUACGCCAUUGUUCUGAAAACAAACUAGAUCCAGUAAAUGCUGCAAGUUUUGGAAAACUGAUAAGAUCCGUGUUCUUGGGCUUAAGAACAAGACGGUUAGGUACACGAGGGAACUCUAAAUAUCACUACUACGGAAUUCGUGUUAAACCUAGCUCCCCUUUGGUCAUGCUGAAUGAAGAUGGUACAUCACGUCAACAACAAACUACAAAUUCCCAAACUAAACGAUUUAAAUUUGUUAAUCAGAAGCCAGAUCAAGCAUAUGAAAGCAAUACACAUUCAAAUACAAAUAUUUCUUCUAAUACCUCUCCGCCACAAUAUCAUCAGUAUCUUGGCGAAGCAAGUGGUGCAAUACCUGAAUUUCCAGAAAUACUUGUUGGACAUGGUUCCUCUUUACCUGAAGACUGUACAUUGGAAGAUAUAGAUACUUUUCGUAGUAUAUACAGAGAACAUUGUGAGGCAUUUUUAGAUGCUGUUUUAAAUUUUGAAUUUGCAACUGUUGAAAGUCUUUGGAGAGAAUUUUGGCGUAGUCAGGAUAAUAAUAAUGGUGAUGAGUGUGAAGAAGAAAAAUAUUUAUCAAAGACCAAAUUAUAUCAAAUGUGUAAAUGCUCUGAAGUUCAAGAUUUUAUCAGAAAAGUAGAUUAUACAUUUUAUCAAAACUUAGUGGAAGUAUUAAUGCCAAAUGUACUAAGACCAAUACCAAGUUCACUAACGCAAUCUAUUCGAAAUUUUGCAAAAGGAUUAGAAUCAUGGUUAAUUUCUGCCAUGGCUGAUUGCCCUGAAGAAAUGACCCAAAUUAAGUUAACAGCUGUCUCUGCCUUUGCUCAAACAUUAAGGCGAUAUACAUCAUUGAACCAUCUUGCUCAAGCUGCACGAGCAGUACUCCAAAAUUCUAGUCAAAUAAAUCAAAUGUUGGCUGAUCUUAAUCGAGUUGAUUUCCAUAAUGUACAGGAACAGGCAUCUUGGGUAUGUCAAUGUGAUUAUGGUAUGGUGCAACGUUUGGAGGCAGAUUUUAAAGUGACACUACAGCAACAAAACUCAUUAGAAGAUUGGGCAAUUUGGCUAAAAAGUGUUGUAACGCAAGUACUCAAACCUUUUGAAGAAAAACCUACUUUUGCUAAAGCUGCGCGCCAGUUUUUACUCAAAUGGUCUUUCUAUAGCUCAAUGGUUAUUCGUGAUCUCACUCUUAGAAGUGCUGCCAGCUUUGGUUCUUUUCAUCUUAUUAGAUUGUUAUAUGAUGAAUAUAUGUUUUAUUUAAUCGAGCAUCAAGUUGCUAUAGCUACUGGAACAACACCUAUUGCAGUAAUGGGAGAUAAAAGUCAAAAUUGUCCAAUAAUUAAUAAUUUUGGAGCAACAUCUAAUGGAGAUACAUCUAAUACAAGUCAACCUAAACGUAUUAAGUUGAGCUAACUGCGUGCCUACGCUUUUAAGUUCGUGAGUAAAAAGAUAGAAGAUAAAAAGAGAUUAUAUCUAAGAUCAUGGCGUACAAUUUUAGUUAGAAUAGGCGUCAUAAUCUUAUAAUCUCAUAAAAGAUAAAGAUUUUGAAGUAUUUAGCACGAAAGCAUGCAGGCCUAUUAAGACACACUAGUCCCGCGAAUUAUUUUAUAUAAGAAUAAAUCAUAAUUUAACAGAAUGUCAGACAACUAAGAUUUUUGCAUAAUAUUCAUAUUGUAUACAAUUCAAGUAAAUUUAUUAACAAUAAGUGAUAUAGGAAUACAUAAUGUAAAGAAAUGAGAAACAAAUCUUGUCUUAUAUGAUUAUAAUGACAAGUUUAACUUAUUAUUAAAAGAAAAUGUUUAGUUUGUUAAUUUACAUAAUCUAGUCGAAACACUAAAUGAAUGGGACCAUGAAUUUAUCAUGUCCUUUUAGCAUAUGCAAAACUUGUUCGAUCCAGUUUUCCUUAAAAAAUAUAAAUAUGCAAUACUUGAAGUAAAAAAAUAGCUUAUGAUAGAAAAAGCUAUAUAUGUUGAAUAUUUGAAAGCAAAGAAUAAAUCUGGCUUAUGAAUAAUAUAUCAGAUUUUAUAAAAAUGAGUAAUUUUUGAAUAACUGACAUGAUCUCAUAUUGAAAGAUCUUUAAUCAUUAAAUGUGUGAUCGCGCUCUUCGCAUUUUUAGUAUAACAACAGAGAGAGUGUGAUCGUGUUCGUCACAUUCAAACGGUUAGUUAAAACAAAUAGCUUUUUAUUUGCUUUCAUUCAAAGAAAACUGAAUCAAUCAAGUUCAAUUGGAUAAAUUUCAAGCUAUAAAAGGAAAGUGCAUGAAAAUAAAAAAUGGUGAAAAAGUAGAUUGUUACAUGGAUAAAGUCCAUUGUGCACAAUUUUUUGAAUAAUCUUCUAUGAUUCACGAAAUCCGCCCUGUCGAUGGUGUUGUCAAAAUAUUCCUACAGGAAGAGAAGUAAAUUAGAUAAUUAAGAUAGUAUAAACAUACAUACAUGUUUUAGAUAUGUCCUAAUAUGCAUAUUUUUUAAUGCGAUUUAUUAAUUGUACAUCGAGCAUCACGAUUUUGUUGAAAGAUAUCUAUUAAAACCCAUUCACAUUCUCUUGGUAUAUUUAAACGAAUAGUACAAAAUGCUGAUAAAUGUAGAUGAAACAGAGCAACGCGAUCGUUUUAAUUUACUGAAAGAAUAGAAUGUGGUAUCAAACUGUGUGUAUACGCGUGUGAUACACACACACACACAUUUAUAUAUAGAUUUGGAUCCUAUCCAAUAUAUAUAUAUAUAUAUAUAUAUAUAUAUAUAUAUAUAUAUCACUAACUUGGCUUGUAAGAAAGUACAUGUCUGUUGAACUUUGGAUAACUACAAAAUGUAAUGAAUAGACACUGUUAGUGUCUUCAAACAUUCUAUGCAUUUAAAUUAUUUGAAAUUAUAAUUAAGAUAAAUGUCAGUAAAUAUAUGUUUUGUAUUUGUCGACACACAAGUGUCUUUUUGCUGUAUGAUAGAAUAAUAGGUAUAAGUGAGUAUUUUGAAAUUGAUGUUAUAUUUUGCUUGUUUACGUAUUAUUUUGAAGAGAUAAAUUAAGAUAAAUGAACAAUUCCAAAUAUUUUAUGUAUGUAGUAUGAUUUUUAUUUUCAUCAAAUAAGAAGUAUACAUACUGCUUUCAUAUACUGCUUUUCAAGAUUGUAUUUGUUAUUAUAAAUGACGUAUUGACUUAGCAUACACAUACAAGAGGGUAUAUAAGUACAAAAAUAAUGCUUACUAUUUAUUAAGUAGUCAACAUUAUUAUUCGUAAAGUGCUUGAAAAUUUUAAAUAUGAUUGUUUUUUAAAUCAAUCGAUCUUUGUUUUUAUACAGCUUUGCAUUAAUGACAUUUUAUCCUUUUUUAAUUAAAUUUAAUUCUAUUCCAAUUAAUAUAAUAUAACAAGAAAUUAUACAAUUUCUUCAGUACUGUAUCAAUUUUUCUUUAAAAAUUUCGAAACUCCAUAUAUCUUAAUUUAAUCAGCAAUAUUGCUUUAAUUUGCAAUAAAUUUUUGCAUAUAUAUCUUUUCCAAAUUAUUUCAUGAGCAUCGAAAAUUAUAUAAAAGAAAAAAUAAUCAGUAUAUAAUAUAUAAAUAUAAUCGGUACUAUUCAAUAUUAUAACAAAAGUUAAAAAGCUAUUAUUUUAAUAAUUUGUUUUAUUACAUUCCUUUUUCUUACAUUUUUUUCUUUGGUCUUAUACUCAAAGUUCAUAAAUAUUAAAAAAAAAUCAAGUGAAAAUUGUUGGCUGGAACAUGUUAUGUGACAACUAAUGAUGAAACUUUAUAUCCAUCCAUUUUUAGUAUUAUUCAAUAUAUAUAUAGUUGGAUGAGAUAGACAAUAAUAUUUCUAUUAAUUUAAUUAAUAAUUCUUGUGAAAUUUCCAUUAAUUGAAUUUUCUCAGUUACAUUAUUUGUAUCUCGCUUUGCAAAUUUUAGGUCAAGUUUUAAUUCUAUAAAUAAAAAAUUUCUGUUAAAAGUUUUCAAAAAUUAAUUUAUAUAAAUUACCUCAUAUUUCAUCUUUUGAAGAAAAAAGAAAAAACAAAAUAAUUGAAUUUCUGGGAUGUUUAUUUUCAGCUAAUCUAUUUUUUUUACUAUUUCACAAAUAUUAAAAAUGCUGAAAUUUUAAAAGAUAUUCUCUUACUGCAACAUUCACGAAGAACAUUACUAUACACACUAAGUGCAUUAUAAUGUAUCCUGUAUAAUAUUAUGUAUAAAAUAAUGAUGUUAAUACUUGCCAAGUUUUAUGGACAUUUUCUUAUAAGUAUUGGUAGUUACUAUUUUAUAUGUAAAGCAAAUGUUUCCACCUAUAAUCAAAUAAUAUGAUUUUAUGCAUGCCUUGUCAUGCAAUGAAUGAAUACUUAGAAAUUUCAAUUCAGUAUGAGAAGAAACAAACUUUAUUUUAAUUAACUUUCAAGCACUGUAAACACAUAAAGAUACAUACUUUUAAAAACAAACUAGAUGUUUGGCUGAACAUGGUGCCUUUAUUUUAUAAAAGAAGAAACAUAAUUAAGCAUUUUUUUACCAUAUCAUAAUUAUAUAAAUAAUUCUGCAAUUUUUAAAAACGAUUGACCAACAGAUAUAAAAAUAUUUCCUUUGAAGUUUUUUAGGUUGCAUGAUAAUUUCAUCUUUUAUUAUAACUUCAAUCAAAGAAAAGUAUUAAGCUUCUUUGUUAAUAAUUAUAAGAAAAAAAAUUGUUUCAAGAAAAGCAGAAAAUUACAUGACUACAAUGAAAUAAGAUUAUAAAUGAUUGCAGGCUUUUCAUACAAAUAUAUCUUCCAAGUUCUAAUUUAUCCUAUUUAUGUUCAUAACUAAAAGGUACUAAAUAUGGAUUUUAAUAUUAUAUUGCGAUACUUGGAUAGUAGUAUGAAUAAAAAUAAGGUAUAUCUAUUUAUUGUAUAGAAUCAAUGCAUAACUAGUCAAACUUCUUAAACAUAAGCUAUGAAACAGGGAUUGAGUAUUACAUGCAGUACAUCGAUGAUAGAUUGUGCAUAAAAUAUUUAUGCGAGUGGAAAGAACAAAUAUUUCUAUAAUUAUGAGCUUAUAAAUAUAAAACUUAUAGAUACUUAUACCAUAGAUACUUAUGUGUAACUAUUAUAAGAACUGCUUUAUCAAAAAUUUCAAUUUCCAUUAUUAUAAACAAAAAAUGUAACAUGUCUAUGGAGAUAUAAAAAAGUGCAUUAGUAGAUAUAAUCUAUUAUCUUAUUCAAAAUGGAAAGAUAUAUAUCAAUACUAUUCCAUUUCACAGUAUUCUAUUUGGAAUAUAUCAAAGUAUAAAAUACAAAUACUAACAUCAUGUGCACUAUCCUAUAUCUCCUUUAGGCAGUUUCAAUACUAAAAUAAUUUUGCAUUUUUAUGUUAGAAGUUGAAAAAUAUUAUUAAAUAUAGCUUCUUUGCGACUAAGCUAAUACAUGAUCAAAAUCAAUACUGUUUCCUCCGUUGCGAAAUAAGUAAAAUGGCCUUAAACUUUUCCAAUUUAAAACGUAAAGGAAUUUGCUACGUUGUUAAAGUGGGCUUUGAAAAGAAAGAAAAAAUUAUGGAAUAAAUUGAAAACAAGAAAAACAAUGGAACCGUUUUUCUCUUAUGACAUAUAGAAAAUAUUUUGAUACCUUCAAAGUUGCACAAAACAAGAAUCAUUCAUUACUGCUUAAAUAAGAUUAUUUUUACUGAAUGUUGCUUGAAAUGACAACUUAUUAUGUGUGAGAUAUAAAGAACUUUAAGAAUUGUGUGAAUGUGUGGAUCACAAAAAUUAAAUAAUAAAUAUAUGUUUAAAACUUA
Vespula vulgaris is the source of this 7195-nucleotide messenger RNA. RefSeq names its product DNA-binding protein RFX2 (gene Rfx). Gene Ontology annotation, biological process: regulation of transcription by RNA polymerase II. The transcript is spliced from 16 exons. Lineage: Eukaryota; Metazoa; Arthropoda; Insecta; Hymenoptera; Vespidae. Gene Ontology annotation, molecular function: RNA polymerase II cis-regulatory region sequence-specific DNA binding; DNA-binding transcription factor activity, RNA polymerase II-specific. The record is from RefSeq and is a predicted model, not a curated record. The coding region runs from base 342 to 2882 and encodes 846 amino acids.